Microthlaspi erraticum is the source of this 771-nucleotide messenger RNA. The record is from the annotation of a GenBank genome assembly. Lineage: Eukaryota; Viridiplantae; Streptophyta; Magnoliopsida; Brassicales; Brassicaceae.
AUGCAUAUACCACCUGGUUUAUCCCUCCAACUACCCCAACAUGCGCCUAACCAAGAGCAUGAGCUAAAGGCAAUGUUGAAACAAUUGCUCCAAGGCCAAGCUGAUGGAGUUGUGGAAACAAGCAAGAAAUUGGCUGAUAUCAAUUCCAAGAUAGAGUCCUUGAACACUAGAGUCUACAGUUUAGAAAACCAUGCUUCUUCUUCUGCUGCUGCAAAACAAGGACAACUACCUGGAAAAGCUGUUCAGAAUCCUAAGGAGCAUUGCAAAGUGAACUUCACUCAAGAAGGAGGACUUGAUGAACAAGCUGAUAAUGAGAGAGCCAUUGAGGAGUUCUGUAUGCUGCUUACUAAUGAAGACAAUGUUGUUUCUGAGGCUCCUGGAGUCCAGAAUGUUCAACCUGAAAUGCAGGCUACUCAAAUAGCCAUUCACACUUCACCAGUUGAGCUCGCACAACAAGCUCGAUCGUUGAUCCAUCCUCAGACCGCCUACUCAGUCAAGGCCACAAGGAAGUUAUUCACAAGUUCAGAAGAGGAUGAAGGGAAAUUCACUCUCCCUUACACACUUGGCCAUCUUGAGCUUGACAACGCCUUAGUCGAUUCUGGUGCAAGUAUAAACCUCAUCUCUCUCACAAUGGCAGAGAAGCUUGGCAUUGCUGGAGCAUUGCAGUGCCUUACUACUGCAAUCAUGUUUGGAGAUGCAACUUCUAAAUCUCCUCUUGGUGUGUUCAAAAACAAAUCAUUUGAAAAUAGGAGAGUGCAUAAUCCAAACUGA